AUGAUCGAGGAUUUUGCAAAUGGGUUGCAUGGCUUUCUCAACUGGGAAUUUGCUGUAUGGGUCACAUUACAGGGGGAAUAUGACUUGGGCAGCACAAUAAGAACUAUGCAAAACAUUUUGGAAUUUGAAGCUGAUAACGAUAUCAAAUCCCUGUUCUAUGUUUUCAUCUGGAUCCUCAUCCUUUAUGAUGGGCCACUUGGCCACAAGCAUCAAGAUAUCAGCCAUGAAAAGACACUUCUUGGCUUGUGGAGUGAAAAGGUGGCUGAAGAUCUUGAAAUUGCCAGAUGCACCAAGUUCACAUUCCUUAAUGACCUGUCUGAAUUGAGGCUGGAUUCUGAGGUCUCGCAAUAUUUUCAAGAUCUAAUCCCUCUGGCUAAUGAGUGGUGCAUAUUGCUUGGGCAGUCCCUGCUGAGCGGAACUGCAGUGCAGUUCUCUGAUGUUAUCUCCAUUUUUGAUUGUUUCUUGGCCAGCAUGCCAUAUGAGAAACCACUGGAGAUGAUGAAUGCAUUCCAGCAGAUCAUUGCCCAGCACUAA
Molecule: messenger RNA, 534 nt
Organism: Pisolithus orientalis
Lineage: Eukaryota; Fungi; Basidiomycota; Agaricomycetes; Boletales; Pisolithaceae
Exons: 2
Coding region: 1-534 (177 amino acids)
Source: RefSeq, a predicted model, not a curated record